AUGAAGGGUCAUACUCUGGCUGUGCUGGCGUUUAUCAGCCAUGCAAUCGCCUCUGGGAACACUUCCUCCAUGGGCAUCCUUGGCCACAAUGGCGUUGAUCUUGGAACCUGGAGAGCCGCCUACGAGAGAGCGUCCAAAUUCGUCGACAAACUAAACAUCACACAGAAGGUCUCCAUUGUGACUGGUGGGGGCGCCACCGUCGACGGGGAGACCUUCCCGGGGAUGGAUUUCAACGACGGUUCCAUGGGCUUGCUGGAAUACUACUACGUCUCUGCCUUCAGCCAGUCAUCCGCGCUCUCCAUGACAUGGGACAAGGAUGCCGUUACCGCACAGGCUCGCGCUGUCGCACGCGAGUUCUAUCAGAAGGGCGUCCAAGUCGUCUUCGGCCCGACCUCGCAGCCACUCGGCCGGACCGCGUGGGGAGGACGCGCAGGCGAGACAUUCGGCCCGGACCCAUUCCUAAAUGGUAUUAUAACGGCGGAGACUGUUAAGGCGUAUACGGAGGAGGGAGUGGUUUCACAGGCAAAGCACUUCCUCCUUAACGAGCAAGAAACCAACCGCACCAACAACAACAUCGCCGGAUUCGAUUCCACGUCCCACAGCGAGAAACGGAAUUUCCUGGGUCCGUACUCCGCCAACGCGGAUGAUAAAACCCUCCAUGAACUAUACCUCUGGCCAUUCUAUGACGCGGUCAAGAGCGGCCUGGGGUCAGUGAUGUGCGCCAUGAAUAAAGUCAACGGAACCAACAGCUGUGAGAACUAUAGUUUGUUGAUGGGGCAUCUCAAGGAUGAGUUAGGUUUUCCGGGGCUGGUUUACCCGGACGUCAGUGCCCAGCAUGCUGGACUUGCCUCCGCGGCAGGGGGAUUGGAUUACGGUUCGUCGACGUAUUGGAGCGAGUCCGCCAUCACUGCAAUGGUUAAGAAUGACUCGCUGUCUAUGCAGCGGCUGAACGACAUGGCCAUUCGCAAUGUCAUCCCCUACUACCAGCUCAAUCUGGAUAACGGGAAGCAGCCAGCCACGGUUGGGGAAACCGACUAUGUGGAUGUCCGUGCGAACCACUCUCGAUUGAUUCGGGAGGUUGGAACCAAGUCGAUUGUCUUGUUGAAGAACAAGCGCUCUGCGUUGCCCCUCCAGAAGCCCCGGAUCAUGGGCGUCUUCGGUGCAAACGCUGGGGCUGCCAUGGCCGGCCCAAAUUAUGCGUAUAACCCCAUCACUGGGUCGGGUCCGACAUAUGAUGGACAUCUGGCGACUGGAACAGGAUCAGGACAGGCGUCGUUUCCAUUGUUGGUGACACCAAUGGCCGCAUUGACAUUUCGGGCUUUACAGGACGGAACAAUGCUGCGCUGGAUCCUGAACGACACGUACACGUCUAGUGAGACCUCUGCUCUGGGUGCCGGGACAGGAGUUGUCCCCGGGUAUGUCAACUACGCUCAAGACUCCGAUGUGUGCCUGGUGUUCAUCAAUGCCCUGGCCGGCGAAGGCGGGGAUCGCACAGAACUGUACAAUGCAAAUCAAGAUACGACGGUCAAGACGGUGGCAGAUAAUUGCAACAACACAAUCGUGGUGGUUAAUACCAUGGGUCCGCGGCUGGUGGAUCAAUGGAUUGAGCAUGAGAACGUCACUGCUGUGCUGUAUUCGUCUCUUCUAGGCCAGGAGUCGGGAAACUCCAUCUUGGAUGUGUUGUAUGGCGAGGUGAACCCGAGUGCGCGAUUGACAUAUACAAUUGCGAAGAUUGAGUCCGAUUAUAACGUCAGGGUUUGCGAUACCACCGAGUGUGAUUUCACUGAAGGCGUGUACAUCGACUACCGCUACUUCGACGCCUACAACGUCACUCCCCGGUUCGAAUUCGGUUACGGUCUGUCAUACACUAACUUCACCUACACGGAUCUCAAUGUGCCAUCUAUCGAAGCCCUUUCCGUCUAUCCUUCGGGGAAGAAAUCUGUCGGUGGACCUGUGGACUUAUGGGACGUUAUUGCGAACGUCACCGUCAGCGUCACGAACACCGGUGGCAGGGCUGGAGCUGAGAUCCCGCAAUUGUACGUAUCGUAUCCCGACAGCGCGAAGCAGCCUGUGCGCCAGCUUCGAGGCUUUGAGCGCGUGGAGCUGGCUCGCAGGGAGAAGUCGAUGGUGACGUUCCCGAUCCGCAGGCGGGAUGUGUCGUAUUGGGAUGUGGAGGCGCAGCAAUGGGCCGUUAAGGGGGGAGAGUAUACAUUUAGUGCUGGGGCGAGUUCGAGGGAUUUAAGAUUGUCAAAGACAAUUACUAUUCGGACGGAGUGA
Messenger RNA from Aspergillus welwitschiae, 2277 nucleotides. RefSeq names its product glycoside hydrolase superfamily. The transcript is spliced from 4 exons. Gene Ontology annotation, molecular function: beta-glucosidase activity. NCBI's taxonomy places the organism in Eukaryota, Fungi, Ascomycota, Eurotiomycetes, Eurotiales, Aspergillaceae. Bases 1 to 2277 code for a protein of 758 amino acids. Gene Ontology annotation, biological process: glucan catabolic process. The record is from RefSeq and is a predicted model, not a curated record.